UCGUUGUCCCCGCCCACUCCCUACUCCAUUCCGACGCUUCCACACACCAAACCCCUCCCGAGCCCACGACCACCACCCAUUCGAUGGGCCACGGCGCCUCUCGCUCCGGCGACUCCGGCGACUCCGGCGGCGGAGCGCCACCGCCGCCACCCUCCCGCCUUUCCGGCCUCCGCCGCCGCCUCCGCCUCCGCCGCCACCGCUCCGGCCACGACGCGGCGGCCGCGGCGCCGCCACAACUCAAGGGCAUCGACGCCGAGGACUUCGCCGGGAUCGCCCGGAUCGAGAUCGUCGGGGCGGAGAUGGGGUUUAAGGAUCGGUGGUUCGCGUGCUUGUCGAUCGGGGAGCGGACGUACCGGACGGCGACGUCGGAUCAUACUGAGAAGCCUAUGUGGAAAUCAGAAAAGAAAGUUGUGCUGGAAACAAAUGGACCUCACAUUGCACGCAUUUCCAUAUUUGAGACAAACAGAUUUUCUAGGAGCAACCUAGUUGGAUAUUGUGAGAUUGAUCUCUUUGAAAUACUUAGCCCGGACUCAGAAAACAACCUUGAGGAACUUGAUUUGUUUGAUCCGUCAUCAUCCAGCACGAUAGUGGGCAAAAUAUCUAUUAUUUGUUAUGUUGAGGACCCAAUUGAAACACAAAAAAGCUUCGCACGUCGUGUAUUAGCCAUAGCGGACUUCAAUGAAGAUGGCCAGCUAUCUCAGUCUGAAUUUACGGACUUGAUGACUGCCUUUGGUAAUCAACUAGCCGUAAACAAGGCGGAAGAACUCUUUAAGCGAGCUGACAAGAAUGGCGAUGGCAUAGUUGAUAUGGAUGAGUUAGCUAUUCUUCUAGCUGAUCAACAAGAAAAAGAAUCACUUAUUAGCAACUGUCCUGUCUGCGGUGAGAUUCUUGGGAAGUAUGAUAAGAUGAAUGAUAUGAUUCAUAUGACACUAUGUUUCGACGAGGGAACUGGAAAUCAGGUUAUGACCGGAGGGUUUCUAACAGAAAAGCAGGCUUCGUAUGGGUGGAUGUUUAAACUUAGUGAAUGGGCUCAUGUUUCAUGUUAUGAUGUUGGCUUGAACUCUGGUUCAAGUGCUGCAUAUAUUCUGGUUUUUGAUAGAAAAUCGAAGAGGCUAGUGGAAGAAAUUAUCGACAGCAAGAUUGUCUUGUCUAUGAGGGCUAUAUAUCAAUCAAAAUUUGGUCUUGCACUUAUUGAUACUGGGGCGAAAGAAAUCUUGCAGAGCAUUUCGGAGAAGCAGGGGAAGCGAAUGAACUCAGUUGAAUCUGCUAAAGAUAUACCAACAUUCAUCGACUUUUUUAAGGACCAAAUUAAUAUGGGCGAAGUUAAGUAUCCUCUAGAAUAUUUCAAGACGUUCAAUGAAUUCUUCACAAGAGAGUUGAAGCCUGGUGCACGACCAAUUGCUUGUAUCGAGCGAGAUGACAUUGCUGUUUGCGCUGCUGAUAGCCGUCUGAUGGCAUUUAAUUCUGUCAGUGAUAGCCUUAGGCUUUGGAUUAAGGGCCGCAAAUUUUCUAUACACGGUCUUCUGGGAAUGGAGACAUGCUCUAGUGCCUGGAAUGAGGGCUCUUUAGUGAUUUUUCGACUUGCGCCACAGGAUUAUCAUCGUUUUCAUGUUCCUGUUUCUGGAACCAUCGAGAGUUUUGUGGAUAUCCCAGGAUGCUUGUAUACGGUGAAUCCAAUUGCCGUGAAUAGUAAAUAUUGUAAUGUCUUCACGGAGAAUAAAAGGGUCGUCUCUAUCAUUUCAACUUCUGAAUUUGGAAAGGUGGCUUUUGUUGCGAUUGGAGCAACAAUGGUCGGAAGCAUCACCUUUUUGAGAAAGGAGGGUGAAUAUGUCCAUAAGGGAGACGAGUUUGGAUACUUUUCUUUUGGAGGAAGCACUGUGAUAUGCAUCUUUGAGAAGGAUGCCAUACAAAUAGACGAAGACCUCCUUGCGAACAGCGAAAGAUCACUCGAAACCCUGGUUUCCGUUGGCAUGCGGUUGGGCGUCUCCAAUAGGGAACACCCCGAAGAAGAUGUGCCAAGGUUGGAGAAAUGUACACUUGCAGAAUGAUUCGCUUGAUUAUGGCCAGAUCAAAAUAGAAUGAGAAUCGCUGUUGUUGUGUACAUUUUCCUAAUGUACCAUAUGUGCUAAAAUCUCAAAUUACUAGUGUGGUAAGUUAUUUAAUCCUUAUAAUUAUUAUCCUUAUAAUUGCGUAUGACACUUCUUGUAUUAGGGCUUACGUGAUCAGUUAUUGUAUCACAAUUUUAUUAGGCGUAGGAUUUGUCUCUCUUUUUUUCUUUUUGUUUUUUUGGGUUUCCUUUUCUUUUCCUUCUGUUGUUGCUGCUUGAUUUGCAUAACCUAUUUGCUGAUUGCUGCAGAGUCGAAUUUUAAUCUCAAGAUGUUCUUUAAA
Molecule: messenger RNA, 2388 nt
Organism: Ananas comosus (pineapple)
Lineage: Eukaryota; Viridiplantae; Streptophyta; Magnoliopsida; Poales; Bromeliaceae
Product: phosphatidylserine decarboxylase proenzyme 2-like
Exons: 21
Coding region: 84-2048 (654 amino acids)
Biological process (GO): phospholipid biosynthetic process
Molecular function (GO): calcium ion binding; phosphatidylserine decarboxylase activity
Source: RefSeq, a predicted model, not a curated record